Messenger RNA from Spinacia oleracea (spinach), 1834 nucleotides. RefSeq lists its product as uncharacterized. NCBI's taxonomy places the organism in Eukaryota, Viridiplantae, Streptophyta, Magnoliopsida, Caryophyllales, Amaranthaceae. The coding region runs from base 272 to 1651 and encodes 459 amino acids. The transcript is spliced from 2 exons. The record is from RefSeq and is a predicted model, not a curated record.
UACAGAGUAACUGAGAUCUUCCUCAACCUUCCCUCAAAAAAAUAAUUAGAUCUUCUUCAACCUAUCUUCUUCAACCUAAUUUCAGUUUUCUGGCGGAAAAACUUUGAUACAAUCAGCAAGUUUGGUUGGGAAACGUGAAUAUUAGAUUGAAAUCUCGUUUCCCAUUCGUUUCAGGGAUGAAUUCAGUUUCAAACACGUCUCCAUUUUUCUGAAACAGUUUCGGCGCGCGUUUCCCUGUUUCCCCGUUCCAGGACGUUUCGGAAACGAAAUCAUGAAUAUCAAAGGAAGAAUGAGUGGUACUGAUUUGAUUGAAAAUCAGUUGGACGCGGAGGUAAUUGAAAAUGUCCAACCUGUGAAAGACAAGAAGAAAAAAAGGAAAAAGAAGGAUGAUAAAGAACUUGGGAAGAGUAUCCGUAGUGCGUCAAUGGACAACAGUGAGAAAUGUAGGGGUAAAGGCAGUAAAAAGAGGAAGGAAAAAUCUCAGGGGUGUGAUACUGAAGGAGAUGCAAAUGCUGGUUUAUUUGAGAACAAUGAGAGGAAUGAAACUACUGAACCUUCUGAAAAUACCAAGAGCCACAAGAAAGCAAAAAAAGUCAAGUUUUCUGAAAAUGUGGAAGUUUUCCCCCUUCCUGAUGUGUCAAGCAAGGGGAAGAAGAAAAAGGUUGUAGACAAAAGUGAGAAGAAGAAAAAGGUUGCAGAUAGAAGUGAGAAGAAGAAAAAGGUUGCAGAUAGAAGUGAGGAGAAGAAAAAGGUAGAAGAUGGAAGUGAGGAGAAGACAAAUGUCGAUAAUGGGUUAAUACAAGGUAAGCGAUUCUCCAAAGAGGAAGAUGAAAUCAUCCAAAAUGCUGUAUAUCAGUUCAUAGAAGACCGCCAACUGGGGGAAGAGGGUGUAGAAAUGCUCAUGAAUUCUAAGUCGCACCGAGAAUUGAGAGGCUGUUGGAAAGAAAUUGGGGAAUGUUUGCCUUGCAGACCUUAUGUGGCCGUCUACUACCGGGCUCAUAUACUUUUUCAACGAAGUGAGGAUCGUAAAUGGACUGAAGAAGAGGUUGAACACGUCAAGAAAUUCCAUGAAAAGCACGGUCCAGAUUGGAAAAGAUGCAGUGUUGAACUUGGUAAACAUCGAUUUCAUGUGAAAGAUGUAUGGCGGAGGAUAAAGUUGCCCAAUAGAAAGAACGGAAACUGGUCCCAAGAUGAGUACCAGAAUUUAUUUAAUCUUGUUAACAUGGAUUUGAGCAUGAAAGCAUUUACAGAAAAGAAAUCAAAGCACGGUAUGCUACGAGAUAACAUAUGUUGGGAGGCAAUUAGUGAACAGCUCACAACUCGAAGUAAUGCUCUUUGUUGCAUGAAAUGGUACGAUUCGUUAACAUCUCCCAUGGUAGCUGAAGGAAAGUGGGCCAAUGUUGAUGAUUAUAGGAUGUUGAUUGCACUUGUUGAUCUUGAUGAAGCUUGUGAAGACGAUGUGGAUUGGGAUAAUCUUCUAGAACAUAGGUCUGGUGAUGUUUGCCGUAAGCGUUGGAAUCAAAUGGUACGCCAUAUUGGUGAGUAUGGUACCAAAACAUUCAUCGAGCAAGUUGAAGUUCUUUCCCAGAGGUAUUGCCCAACUUUGUUAGAAGCAAGAGAAUCUUUUGACAACAGACCUGCUGUUGAUUGAACCUGUUUCUGCGUUGCUAUCAGUAAUGAAUUUUGUGAAAAUUAUGUAAUUUGCUGGUGUCCCGUCUGAGAAAUUCAAGAGAUCAUUGUACACUCACACAUGAUAGUCGUUCAUUAUUUAGAACCCUUGUCUGUUUUUGGAAUUUGAUGCUGAUAAUUUAUGAACUGGACUCGUUGGGUAUCA